AUGUGUCAUGCUAUUGUGUGGUACCACGCUCUUUGCCAUCACCUAGACCAAUCCCAAUCAUCCACUAUCCCUUGCAUCUAUGCCACGGCAACAGGAUACGAUUGUCUACCGCACUACCAACCCGUGCUUGACUUUCCUCUUUCAGGAGAGUGCUGCACCUGCAAAGGCGAGCGGCGGUGGCAGCAGAAGCAGACGCAGAUGCAGCGGAAACCUACUGAUCAGCCCCAGCCCCAGCCCCAGCCCCAACCUGAACCUGCAAGCGCCGAUAUGAAUGAUCCGGCAAAUCUUGAAAAUGAUCCCGAAUAUCAUGAAUUCUUAGAGGAGUGUGACCGCAUUUUCAAUCACAACCGCACAGCGGAGGAUUGGGAUAUGCAUCUAUGGAUGGGCGGCGCUGAUUUGCUUGCUAGAGGAUCCGAAACAGAAACAAACAUGCAAUUUGACAUGGAUUUGAACGAUGAUAUCUGGUACGACGAAGAAUUUUACUUUGGUGAUGCUGAGGAUAUCCCUCCUUCAUUAUCUUGGUUAGAUAUGGGACCUGACUCUGGCUCUGACUCUGAGUCUGAGGUUGAAUCUCAUGCGUUGGAAGGAAACGAUUUUACAGAUUCCCCUACUUUGGGCUAUGAUUCCCCUGUUUGGGGGAUGACUGGACAGCAGGAUGAGAGCGCGACGCUGAAAUCUAUGAUUCCUGCUCCGGUGAGUCGGAACAAGGCCCUUGAACGUGUCUGGGAGGCCUGGGAGUUGGAAGUUUUUGAUCAGCUCACUUUCUAA
Molecule: messenger RNA, 768 nt
Organism: Penicillium verhagenii
Lineage: Eukaryota; Fungi; Ascomycota; Eurotiomycetes; Eurotiales; Aspergillaceae
Exons: 1
Coding region: 1-768 (255 amino acids)
Source: RefSeq, a predicted model, not a curated record